Contarinia nasturtii (swede midge) is the source of this 5042-nucleotide messenger RNA. RefSeq names its product cGMP-specific 3',5'-cyclic phosphodiesterase. The record is from RefSeq and is a predicted model, not a curated record. NCBI's taxonomy places the organism in Eukaryota, Metazoa, Arthropoda, Insecta, Diptera, Cecidomyiidae. Gene Ontology annotation, biological process: signal transduction. The transcript has 16 exons. Gene Ontology annotation, molecular function: protein binding; 3',5'-cyclic-nucleotide phosphodiesterase activity. Bases 1096 to 4323 code for a protein of 1075 amino acids.
GAAUCAAAACCCUUGUUCGGUCGUUCGUAAACGCUUUUUCACAUUUCGUGUGUACACGUUUGAAUACUGAAAGUUGUGCGUGUAUAUGUGCGCGCGUACUAUUUGCUGUGGUGCACUUCAUUUGCUUUCGAUUACGAUUUUCUUCUCUGUUUUCUUGUAUUUAUUUUUUUUAGCAAAAAUAUAACAUUUUAGAUUGUUUUUUUGUUGUCAAAUGUUCGUUUUUCUUUUCAAUUUGCAUUUGAUUCAGUGGACGUUUUGCGAUUGAUAUUCAUUUUUUGUGACGUGCGUGUGAAUCAAUCAACCAACGGGACAAAAAGUGUGCGAUAUUUCUGUCAUUCAUUCCUGAUUUUUCGAUAGUUUAUUUAAUACGAAGCCACUUGACAUGUGCUUAUAUCCCUUAAAAGCAAUAAUCAUUAAAUUCCCAAACAAGUUCCAGCAAACAAACUCAAACAACGCCAAGAAAGAAGAAAAAAACGCCGAAAUGUAACUUGUUUUGUGAAAUAAAGUGGAUUAAAAAUGGUUCAGUCAAAUAAAAAGCUCUUCAUUAAGUGAGAUUCUGUAAACAUUGGCACAGGAACAAACGAUAGACCGAGAAUAAAGAAAUUAAAUUACUAGCCGUGCAACAAUCACAGUGUGUAAAAGGCAUUUAAAAUGAACGUGUGCAAUAGACAGCCCAACAAAAUUAAUUCAACUGUAAAAAUUUUGUAUUGGAAAUAAUUGCUCGAAUCGAAAAAAUAAAAAUAAAAGUAGAGGCGAGAAGCAAUCAAUUCACGUACCGCACAUCUAAUAAUUUGAUGUUAAUUGGCUGCACUUCAUCGAUGAAUGGAAAGAUUUUCGUUCCGAUAUUUUCGACAACGACUCAUUAUCAGGUCUUGAGAUGGAAAAAAUGAGAAUCGACCAAAAAUAGAUGAUCAAGUUCCUACCGUUCUUUCAUUUUUCCACUCGCCCUGAAAGCAAUCACAUAUAGAAACGUUUUAGUAUGAUGUACAAUUCCCAAAUGAUGUAUGUUAGUUGAAAAUAGUUGAGAGUGGUGGUGAUUAUUUUCUAUGACAAAUCCAUGAUAAUAAAUACGAAUUGUAUCGUAUAUGAAACAAUAUGUGUCAACGAUCUGAGGAAUUAAUGGAUUUGUCAAUGGAUCCAAAUGGUGACAGUGGAAAGCAUCAUAAUAUUGUACUUCAAACGAAUGAUGUAACGAUUGAACCAACGACCGAUAUCGAAGCAAAUAAUAGCAGCAGUGAAACUACGAACGGCAAACACAACCCGGCACCUGCCUUAUCACCAUCAUCAAUAAUCUUAUCAUCACCAUGUAGUGAUAAUAACGAAAAUCCCAGCAACAAUAUUAGUAAUAACAACAAUAAUAACAAUGGCAUCAAUGACACCGCCGAUGAUGAAUACGAUGAGGUUAAACGAUUUUUCGAUAAAAAAUUGCACAUCAUUGAGAAAUGGUUACGCGAUCGUGCAUCACCUGAAAUUCAAUCAAAAUUAUAUGAAGCCGUUAACGAUAUUGCACCAAAGAGUCCAAAAGCUUUGCGAACACCAUCGGUAACAUCUGAUCUAUUUCAACAAUGGUUAUCUACAUCACCGAUUCAAAAGCGAUCGUCAAGUUCACGAGUCUCGCUAACUAGCCGACAAUAUUUGGCAAAUUUGGACGAGGGUGAACUAUUUAUGGAGCUAAUACGUGAUAUUUCAAAUGAAUUAGAUAUUAAUGUAUUGUGUCACAAAAUAUUGGUAAACGUUUGUUUGCUGACACACGCUGAUCGUGGUUCGUUGUUUCUGGCGAAGGGAACGAAUAAAAAUCGAUAUUUAGUUGCAAAAUUGUUUGACGUAAAUCAAGAUACCGUUUUAGAUGAAGCGACUGUUGGAAAAGCAAGCGGCGAAGAGAUUGUAAUACCGUUUGGUGUUGGUAUUGCGGGUACGGUUGCACAAACAAAAACUAUUGUCAACAUCAAGAAUGCGUAUGAAGAUCCACGAUUUAAUUGUGAAAUUGAUCAAAAAACCGGCUACCGAACGAAAAACAUUCUAUCGAUGCCAAUAUGUAAUUAUGAGGGCGAUGUAAUCGGUGUGGCUCAAAUAAUCAAUAAAACGAAAGCGCCAGGUGAAUUUACUGAACAUGAUGUUGAAGUGUUUCGACGUUAUUUAACAUUUUGUGGAAUUGGCAUACAAAACGCACAAUUGUUCGAAAUGUCUGUGCAAGAAUAUCGUCGCAAUCAAAUUCUAUUGAAUUUAGCACGUAGCAUAUUUGAAGAGCAAAAUAAUUUGGAAUGUUUGGUCACCAAAAUCCUCACCGAAGCCCGUGAGCUUUUGAAAUGCAAGCGAUCAACAGUAUUUUUGCUCGAUUUGGAUUGCUGUGAAUCGAGUCACAUCGAAAAAAUUAUUGAAAAACCACAAACAUCCGGCCUUCAUCAACCGUUGUCACGACGCCAAAGUCAUAAUGUCAAUGUCGAGGAUAUAAUAGCACAACAGAACUCACGUGCGCGUUUCACAUUGAUUUUUGAUAUUGCACAAGAUAGUCACACACCUACAAUUGCACGGCCAACCAUAAAUGAUCUGAAUACAUCGUCUUUAGCGCAAAUAGCACAAGUGGUUGCAGCGACUAGUCAAUUGUUUAACAUAAUUGACAUAAUACAAUGGGCGAGAGAACAUCCAGAAAUUCCAGUUGACGACGAACUUAAAGAAACUCAGGCUGUGCUUUGUAUGCCAAUCAUUAAUGCACAAAAAAGUGUUAUUGGUGUGGUACAAUUCAUAAAUAAGGAAAACGGGACCCUGUUCACCGACUCAGAUGUUUCGAUAAUUGAAGCGUUCGCCAUAUUUUGUGGUCUCGGCAUACAUAAUACACAAAUGUAUGAAAAUGCAUGUAAAUUAAUGGCCAAACAAAAGGUAGCACUGGAAUGUUUGUCAUAUCAUGCGACAGCGGCACCAUCACAAACUACCAAACUGGUUCAAGAUAUCAUCCAAUCCGCUGAAGACUAUUGUCUGUACAGUUUCAAAUUUAUUGACUUUGAUCUUGACGAUGAGGAUACAUGUCGUGCAGCUGUUCGCAUGUUUUUACAGUGCAAUUUGGUUCAACAAUUUCACAUACCAUACGACGUGUUGUGCCGUUGGAUAUUGAGCGUAAAGAAAAAUUACCGUCCCGUUAAAUACCAUAAUUGGCGACAUGCACUAAAUGUCACUCAAACUAUGUUUGCCAUGAUGAAAACUGGAAAAAUGGAGAGAUUUGUGACUGAUUUGGAAAUACUUGGAUUGUUGGUUGCAUGUUUAUGCCAUGAUUUAGAUCAUCGAGGAACAAACAAUUCAUUUCAAACAAAAACAACAAGCCCAUUAGCCAUUUUAUAUACAACCAGCACUAUGGAACAUCAUCACUUUGAUCAGUGUAUUAUGAUUUUAAGUUCAGAAGGAAACAAUAUAUUUCAGGCACUCUCACCAGACGAUUAUAGACGCGUUAUGAAGAUUGUCGAAGAAGCAAUCUUAUCAACUGACUUGGCAAUGUAUUUUGAUAAAUACAAAAAAUUCGCCUAUUGUGUGGAAAAUGGUGAAUUUGAUUGGCAGACCGAGGAUAAAAAAGAAUUGCUUUGUGGUAUGAUGAUGACGGCAUGUGAUGUGAGUGCCAUUGCAAAACCAUGGGAGGUACAGCAUCGUGUUGCAAAAUUGGUAGCCGAUGAGUUCUUUGAUCAAGGUGACCUCGAAAAGCUGCAGUUGAACACAAAACCAAUUGCUAUGAUGGAUCGUGAACGGAAGGAUGAAUUGCCACAGAUGCAAGUGAGCUUCAUCGAUAUGAUUUGUUUGCCUUUAUAUAAAAUGCUGUCGGAUACAUUUCCAUGGAUAAAACCACUGUAUCAAGGAACGUUGAACAAUCGAAACCAUUGGCAAGACUUAGCCGAAAAAGUUGAAAUGGGUUUAACAUGGAUUGAUCACGAUACAAUCGAUAAACCCGUCGAAGAAUUUGGAGCAUGUGCCGACGAAGUGAAAGGUAUCGAAUUCAGUAUUACCACAUUGAAUUGUGCACAAGAUCAAAAUAAUGUUGUGCCAGAGCAACGACGAAAGUUUAGUAGUUUACGAAAAACCGGAGCAUUAUCAAAAGCAGUUCGAUCAAAAAUUUCAAAGUCAUUUUAUAGCAAUUCCAAUAGUAGUAAACAAGAUAAAUCGACAACGGGCAAUGUUCAAGUGAGUGAUUGUGAAAAAAUUAGCGAUAUUCAAUUUAGCGGUAAAGAAAAGACAACGGUGUGCACGGAAGCGACAACAACUAUGGAAAAAUUGCCAACGAACAAAACAAAUGAAAAAUUUGAAAAGCAUAAAAAGCGUUCAAAACUAUGCCAGUUGCUAUGACCAAAGUUUAAAAUGACCGAAACAUAAAUUAAAUCAACAAAAAGGACAUUGAGAAAAAAAAGAAGAACGAAUUGUGGAAAAUGCGGUUGGAGAAGAGAUGGCUAAAGUAAAAUAAAGCCAAAAAGAGUGAGAGAAAUGCGACAUUUAAGCAAUAGUUAUACGUAUUUCAACUUUUGACCGUAAAUAGUUGUACCACAAUUGGUUGGGUCGCCUUUUGAUGUUUAUUUUUGUGAAUGGAUAUCAAAUGUGUCAACGAAUACGUUUGCAUUCGAUCGGUUAAAAUGCUUUUUGAAUUGCGAACAAACAUAAAAAUGUUCGUUCCAUUCUAUUUUGUUGUUUGCAUCGACUAUGUCAUCAUCAAUUCCUUCGUUGUAUCAUUCACACAUUUUUUCAGGAUAAGAACUUUUGCUUGGCAUCCAACCGAUUUGUCCUUGAUGCUAAGCGGCUUUCAGGAAAGUAUUUGAACUCUAUGUGUGUAUAAUCAACGUCUAUUUUGCAACAUAUAUUAUGAGUGUACUAUCGUUCUUUGAAUGUUUGCUCGUUGAACCAAGUAAAGUAACAAGUGCACUGCGUUUUCGAUUCUAAAUAAAAUGUAUAAAAUGCAUAUUUUUUCUUAACUAUUUUAGUUUUGUUUAAUUCUAAAUUGGCAAUGCAGACGAAAUUUUGUAAAUCAAAACGAAUACUAGUUGAAACGAAAUAAUUAUGUGAGAAAAAAAAAA